Exophiala dermatitidis NIH/UT8656 is the source of this 3732-nucleotide messenger RNA. RefSeq lists its product as uncharacterized. The transcript is spliced from 3 exons. The coding region runs from base 2883 to 3230 and encodes 115 amino acids. Lineage: Eukaryota; Fungi; Ascomycota; Eurotiomycetes; Chaetothyriales; Herpotrichiellaceae. The record is from RefSeq and is a predicted model, not a curated record.
GCCGACUUGUAUAAUUCGAGAUACUAUAUAUACAUCCAGCUCGUAUCCAACAAGUAGAAACAGCCCCAGUACAAUGAAAACCGAGGAUAAUGUGGCAAGAGUAGGAAAGGGCGUUUUCCAACUCAUUGCCGCGAAAACCAGCCUGCCCAUAUGUUGCCUUUUGAGCAUUUCCGUCAAUACGCCUCCAUUUUCGUUGUCUGAUUGGCUGAGGCGGUCAAUUGGUCCGACUCUUCGAUGAAAGGCCGAAGUCGAAGUCAAUGCCCAUACAGGAAAAAGAAAGUACCAAACAAUCCCAACUCCAUCGCUAAAGAAAAGAACAAUUGGGUUAUCGAGAACAAAAAGAAGUGGCAUUCAUUGCCUGUCUGGUUGAAGCGGUGUAUCCAGAGGAGAAUAGGCGGUGAGUUUGGCCGAAAGAAUUGUCGGGGUAUUGAAAAGGUCGUAAGGUAUCCAGGUCGUACAGGUGCGGUUCAUUAGGGCGUGGCCAGCAUACCAGAUGCAUGGCAGAAAAAGAGGAUCGUACAGUCAUAGUAGUGUAUGGUGAGUGGUGGUGGAUGGUGAUAAUGGAUACCCAAGUCUUUGGUGCGUCGGGCAUUAUCUGAUUUCGUCCGCAGACCACAGCGACAUGGUGACAUGAUCAGACCCGGCUAACGUUGAGCGUGUCUCGGACUGAAGGUUGGGCGGCUGGGACAGAACAGAUCGGAAUAGUCUGCCCGGUCGAGUGCGGAAGUUGUACAUCUGGACGGGCAGGAAUGUCAACAAUAAUUCGUAGAUGUAUUAGUAUAUGAGUCGAACAGAACAUACUCGGCACUCUGGACACUUGCCGCCAACAGUAUCGCAUCGCCCGCGACAUCCGCGUGGCUGAUUCGCGCAGGAGAACAUGGGUGUGGACUGGCUUGUGGACUGCUAGUACUGAUGAGGCUUCACCGAGACCACUGCAGAUCGAUACGCGUGGCUACUUUUCUUUGCAAAAGACCGAAACGAUGAAGAUUGUCAGGGCAGGACAGUCGAUCCAACAGUCGUGUAUAUAGAACGGCGAACAGACUUUGGCUGUGCUGCCCGCCGGCGAGAGCGUGGAAGUGAUGACGUUACAGGUGGUUAUGGUUGCGCCGACCGGGAAAAGGGGGAACUUGGACCUGACGCCCAGGAUGUGAGGGAUAUUUUCUUUGUUCUGCCAGUGGUAUGCAGCGUGUCGACACGAUCGGAAGGUGGAGAUGUCCAAGUUGUGGAAGACCGGAACUUGACGUGAUGUACUGAGGAAUGUCAACAGCUGAGAACAGUAUAUCAUGUGGUACGAGUGGUACAGUAGAUGUUGGACUGGAGGGAGAGGGAGUAUUCGAAGCCUGGGGAAGAAGCCGGUCAAAUAUUAUUAUUGUUUGGCCGCCUCUUUUUUACUGCUACUGUACAAUACCACCACUGGCACUCAGGUAAGGAUGGUGCCUGGACUGCAAGUUUCGCCGGUUGCACGCCAUGGAAUUAGGAACCCAAUGCUGGCGCUUACCCGGGGAAGAGAAGGUGUGUUUAGGCUCCUCCGGCUUAUCAGAACAACCCACCGCCAGGUGCCUGGAUUGUGGUCUGGUGCCGGGCGGGCGCGGAUGGAGCUGGGGCUGGGGUCGAGAAACGGUGCCUAGAGCUACAGGGAGUCGGUGCUGGAGCUUACAAUUGUACCUAGGUGGUCUGGCUCCAUACCAGAACCUUAGGAAACCUUCAAUUUAGGCACACAGUAAUAAUGUCAUUUAUUCAAGGAUGCGGCUGAGGAAUUGCAUAAUGGAUUGCAACUCUGCACUGCUACCUUUUGACGAAAACUUCGUAUCCAGACUGCAGAAUAAAUAAUAUCACCGCUGCAAACGCAUGCACUGCAGUGGCCGGGUGAUCAGGCACUACUCCAGGCAUUGACACUUCCUGGCACUGCAUGGAGGCUGCGGCCCAAACUUGCGCAAUAAAUCAAUCACCAUCCCCUGUCUCCGGUCUCUCUCGUCCUACCACAUCGUACCGCAUCUCCGAUCCGAUCUGACCAUGCACUGGCAUUCUUGCAUGAUGGAUGCCUUUUCCAUCCCUGUCCUCAUGCGACACGCCCGACGUUCGAACCCACGGGAGCCAAACACGGCUGUUUGCAUUACAAGUACUACUAAUGUCUUACGUGUUCAUUUAGGACACACCACCCCGCCAACAUUCCGCAGGCCGCAUGUCAUUGCGGUCGCGGGUUGAGUGGUGAGGCACUCUACCUAGCCAAGCACAGACAAAAAUAAAAAACUCGGCGGACGCGGAUGGGAUAGAAUGGAAUGGCGUCCUAUUGUGCUUUGAGCCACACUCGAUUGCAGGCAGGAAACUCAAGCACUGCAGUAUAUCAACUACGGUUACACAGUUUCUACGCGGUAUCAAGAACACGCUCGCUCGACGGAUGCUCCGGGUUUGCCGGACGACGCUGGGCUUGAGUUGCCGUUCCAAUGUGCUGAAACUCAAUUCUCGUUUUCCCUGCGCCGGUGACACCGGUUCCAAACAUGAAACACUCGUUCAGGCUCACUCAUGCACCUGAAGAAUACUGACUUGGAUGUUGACGAGAGCCUUUCCUCAUCUCCACCCAUCACUCUCCACUCCUUCACUUCGCACAUGUUUACGUUCGUGGUUCAUCCUACGCCCUUAUCCGCCACGUGUGUUUGAUUGCUUGCUUGCGUACGACUUUGAGGUCUUCGAUUUCAGGUUCCUGGCAAGGGUCUCCUGUCCUGCGCCUCAGUGCAGAAGACGAGAGGGAGGGAGAUAUGGGUAAAAAGGGGAGGACCCCCCAGCUCCUUUCAUUGGUGUCCAAGAGUUAUAUCCCAUGUUUGUCGUUUGAUUCGCCAUGACCCUUCUUUCCAUACGCGGCCGACUGCAUUGCCUUGCACACAAUGGACACGGCACAGCAUCACUAUAAUACAACUACUAUAAUAUCACAAUCCAGCCCACGGCGGUCUCUGACGGUCCAGGCCUUUGACGGCUGCAGCGGUUUGGGGUCUCUUCCCGGUUUGGACCCGCUUCUCCAGUUUGCCCACUGCUACUCAUCAGACGGGCAUGCUAUGCAUGGUACUCGAUUUCAACAUUGCACUGCCAGUGUGUUGCAUUCAUCGUUGUUCAAGUUUGGCACAGUACCUACAGGCACUGCAAGCCAUCAAACAGCAACCGCAGACGGCAUUUGCAUGAAACCUCGCCACAACUCGAUCCUUCCAGCAAAGUACUACGUACCACGAUCUGAAUGAUGAAUACCUCGAUGGUCAGUACUUGGAUGAGUUCGGGCUCGUGAUUCUUCGUGAAAUCCAUAAGCAUCACUAUCACACCACGCUCACCCGAUCUGCUCGUCUACCAAAGUGCACACCUACCUUACAUACCAGGUACCCGGGUCUGUAGUACUUAGUAGUAGCUCAGGUACUCCCCACAGGCGAGUGGAUAGAUAUCGGAUGAUCUGCUGCCUGCAGAACGGCAGCCGCUUACUUCCGGCGCCCGGUCAGGUCAGGUCAGGUCAGGUCAGCCUUGCGAUCACCGAUCCGUGUGGAAAGUAGUACUGUUACAUACUACCUUACAUUGAGGGUAGGUAGGAGCCUCAGGCUCCGCUUCAUCGAUCUGCUGCAGUAUCAUCAAUUCAGACACACUCCAUCCCACGCACACACUUCGACUCUCUCCAUAGUACUAAGUAGGUAGCAGUACCUAUAGAUAAAUCGCAGUACCACUUGUGAAAGAAACCAGAACCUCCUUGAAAAUCUU